This is a messenger RNA of Prorocentrum cordatum, 5945 nucleotides long. NCBI's taxonomy places the organism in Eukaryota, Dinophyceae, Prorocentrales, Prorocentraceae. The record is from the annotation of a GenBank genome assembly.
UGACAUUGAAGCGUUGAUUUGUUGAGAAGACAGUGGGGCCUGCGACAAGCUCUCGAUUACAUUAGAGGUUCAACCUCUGGGAGCAACGAUCACACACAGUGCAUACAUUCGGCGGCGGUUGGCUCAAGUCGUGCCUCCCCUCCCCCUCUCCUCCUCCCCAAUGCCGCGGGCCGGCGUUGCCCUUUCCCCCCUCGCGCCAGACGCGCUCAGGGCGCCUGCGGGCGGCGGUGCCGCCGCUGACGCUGGGCACGCCGCCGCGACUGGACCGCCCAGCCGUGAGGCGCCAGCUGCGCUUAGGGCGCCAGGAGUGCCCAGCGGUGGCGGUGGCAACGCGGGGCAUGCCGCCGCGGAUAGGCAGCCAAGCUCCGGGGCGCAAGUGGAUCCCCAGGCAGCAGAGAGCCUUGCGCCGCGUCGGCGACGUGUGGCAAAAACUGCCGAGGCAGGCGGGGCCGCUGACGACCAGCGGCCUCCGGCUGCCCAGCCAGGGCUGGGCGGGGCCUCGGGCGGCGGCAGCCAGAAGGAUCUGGAGGAGUCCAAGGACGCAAGGCGCCAAAGGCUGCUGAAGGCCCCAGCCGAGGAACUCAAGACCACGCUCAGGGAACUGGACCUGACAACGUGGGGCCGAAGGGACGAGCUGGUGGCGCGGCUGGAGCGGAGGCUCGACAACCUACCGCCCCUGCCGGGCGACGACCGGAAGCAGCCGUCCAAGCUGGCCAAGCAGGCCAAGAGGAAGGCUUUUGCGGAAGACCCCGCGGAGGCGAGCGCCGAGGCGGGGAUCCUCGCGCAAGGUACGAGUGCGGACGCCGAGGGCGUCCCAGCGGCGGCGGCGAAGGCCCAGGCAGCGCCAGAGGCGCUCCCCGUGGGCGCCAGGGAAGAGGAGGUGCGCCCCCACAAGCAGGCGAAGAGGAUGAAGAAGGAGAAGGACAAGGACCGCGACAAACACCGGGACAAGCUGCAGGAGGGAAAGCAGGGUGCCGUCGCCCAGGAGGGCGUCGCAGCCGACCCGCAGCAGCAGGCCGCCGCAGAAGCGGCCGCCUCGAGCAGGGCCCCGGAGCUCCUGCGCGAGGCGUUGGCUACGAGCCGCGAGCGCGAGGCCGCCGCGCUGCUCGUGAACGAGCCCAUGCCAGGCGAGGGGGAGCCGGGCGCGCACGUGGCGGCGCUGCGCGCGGCCGAGGCCGAGCUUCUGACGGCCGACGGUGGAAUUUGGUUGCGGCUGCUCAGCGAGGUGGGCGGCGCGCAUGUCGAGGUCAGCGACGGCAGACCUGGACGGCGGGGGGCCGCCGCGCCUUGCGAUGACGGCGCCCUGCUGGAGGCCACUUCCACCGCCGUCGCGGUGGCCGCGGCAGGUGUCGCUGACGAGGUCGGCGGUGCCGAGGGGACCGCGUUGUGCCACACAGGUGGCGCCGCGGCCCGCGAAGCGCUGGCCUUGGAGGACACGGCGCCGACGGCGCCAGCGUCGCUGCUCGCUACCCCGCCCGCGGACCUCGGCUUCGGCUGCAGGACGGGCGUUCUGAGGUCGAGCGCCGCCCAUGCCAGCGCCCCACCGCAGAAGGCCGAGAGCUGGCAGAGGCACGACGGGCAGGAGUGGCGCGACAACCCGGACAUCGCGGUCGCCGAGCUCGCCGCGGGCCUCCACGUGAAGGUCGGCGGCCUGCCGCAGCGGCCCCUGCGGCGGGCCAAUGGGCGUUUCGGCCGCGUCCUGGCGCCGGCGGAGGGCGGCCUCUGGCAGGUGCGGCUCGCCGACGGCACCGAGGAGGCCUUGCCGGUCGAAGCCCUCACUCCGCGCGCCGUGGAGGCCGCGGAGGUCUGGAUCCGGCCGGCGGAGCAAGGCGCCGGGGCAGACCUGGAUCCCCUCUGGAGCCGUGCGUGGGUCGAGCGGCUGAUGCGGGCGCUGUUGUCGGCUCUGGAAGGGAGGCCCCUCCCUUGGGAGAGCGCGCCCGAGCGCGGCCACGGCCUGGGCCCCAACCGCGUCGCCGUCCCCACCGCGGCGCUGCCGCUGUUCGGCCUCCAGCGGCUGAAGCAGCUGAUGGAGGAGCACGGUGUCAUCGUCGUGUUCGCGCUUGGAGGCCGCGUCGCCGCGGGCACGCCUCCAGGCGCGGCCCCCGGGACACCCGACGAGCCCCCGCCCUGCAUGGGCACGGCCACGCCAGCUGGUCCGGUCGAGGCGGCCGGGACGCCGCCGCUGCCCGCGGCCGCGGGCACUCCUCCGGGUGCGCCUGCCAGCCCCCCGAUGGGCAGAGGGGCCGCGGCCCUGAAGGCGCUGCUCCCCAGCGCUGCGCCCAGGCACGCGCCGGCCACCCCAGAGGCGAUCAGGCGCGUUGGCGCAGCAGACGGCGCAGGAUCACCCACGCCGCGAAGUCAGCGCACACACCUGCUGGUGUAUGGCACGGCCACCCGCAGGCGCGCUUGCCACGUGAAGGUGGCCGCGCUCAUAGAGGAGCAGGCCAUGAGCACCCGCGGCACUGCCUUCAGCGCAACGGCGUCCCGCGACGCCGAGGAAGAGGAGGAAGACGAGGAAGAGAGCCAGGGCGAUCCGUGGGGUGUCACCAGGUUCCCAGAGAGCGCCGUGGAGAGCCUGGCCGCGGAGAUGGCCCGGCGGCGGCGGCAGCUCUGCUGUGACGCCACCGGGGCGGUGGCGGGGAACGCUCCGCACUGUUCGCUGAUCACCGGCAGCCGCUCGCAGCGGCGGGCCGCUGUGGCGUUGCUGAGCCUGCUCCGCACUGCUGCGCACAUAGGCAUCGGCGCUAUGGCCAUCGAUUCGGUGCCGCAGGAGCUGGGACCGCUGUGCCUCCGCGUCCGGCAGCCCGAGGCGGCCAUAGAGGCCGCGGUGAGGAUGUUCGCGCGGCAGGAGUGGCCCGUUUUCUCCUUCUGGACUCCGCCCCCGGAGCAUCCACCGCUGGAGCGGCAGCUGCACCAGCCGGCAAUCGGUGAGGCACUGGAAGCAAAGUACGAGGCCGAGUGGUACAACGGCACCGUCACGAGCGUCGAUGGCUUGCACCUCGGGACGGCGACUAUCGAAUGGGAGUUCGAUGGCAGCAGCUCGGAGGUGCCCCUGGCGGAUCUACGGGCCAGGCUCCCCAAGGCCAAGCGGCAGCGGCUGAGCCGCCUGCGUGGCGCCUGGACGCUGACGGUUUUCGGCCUCCAGCGGCCGCGGACUGAGGCCGCCUUCGCGGCGCUGCUGGAGGCCGAGAAGGAGUUCCCGGGGCUCUGGUCCUCGGACCUCGAGGACCUCGUCAAAGAGCUCAGCGGCGGCAGGGCGGACUUCGUGAGAGGCGACGCGCCCUGGUGCCUCGAGCUCUUGCGGCCAGCUGGGCCUGUGCCCGACCCCGUGCUGGAGAGCGUGAAGUGGUCCACGGGAGGCGGCCGGGCGACCUUGAGGCGGGCCGCCGCGGCGUCGGGCUGCGCCCUGCAUGCGCUGGGCGGCGCGAUCGUGGCGCUCGGGUGCCCCGAGGAGCGGGCACGCGCUCCCGACUACCUGCGGCUGCUGGUGGAGGACAGCCGCGCCGGCUCCGAAGGGCGCGGAUGGUUCGAUACCGACCUCAGGGAGGUGCAGUUCAAGGAUGCGGACGGCAGGCAGAUGACAUUCCGGGCCUCGGAGGCCGGCGCCGUUCAUUUCCUCCUGGACGGCGCGCAGGAGAUGCGCAACCUGGCGGACAUGCGUGCCGCGGGGGACGGCCAGCUCCUGACCUUCGUCGGUGCCAGCUGCUCGGGCGGCGCCCGGCGCUCCGAGACCGUGCCAGCCUGGGGCGCGCUGGCGUGCCAGGUGCUCGGGCUCUGCUACGGCAGGGUCAGCACCCUCGCCAGGCUGCGCGCUUCGGGAGAAGCGGUGUCGGUAGAGGCGCCAGCGGGCAAGUGCUGCUCCGUGGAGCCCAGCGAUCUGCGCAGCGUGGAGGCGGAGACGAAGACGGUGAUCGUGCAGGAGCCCGUGGACCCCGAGGGGGAAUGGGACGCCAAGGCGCCCAGCAAAAUCCACAUCUGCGGCUGCCACGCCGACGGGCGCCGCAGAGCGGUCGAGAGGGUGCAGGGGCUCGUGGAUAGCGCCGCGGAGUGGUGCGUGGCGGAGCUGUCGGGAGUGCAGUCGCCGGCGGACAAGGUCGCCGAGGAGGAACGAGCUCGCGCGAAGAAGCUCGGCUUCAUGCCAGGCCGAUUUUGGCUUUUCUGGAAGGUCGUAGUCCGAGCAGAGGUCGGGGAGGACAGCAAUAUAGUCCAGGAGCUGAGCGCUGGCAAAGCGAUCGAUGUGGAAGAGGUGGUCUUCAAGCCCAAGAAUAAGAACGUCGCGAUGCGCAUCCGAAAGCCUGCAGGCUGGAUAUCGGUGCCGAAGAGGCCAGAAGGCGCAGGAGCGUGGGCGAUGCUCAUGGAGGAGAAGGAGGGCGAGGAGGCGGGGGACGACCUUCCCGCGGCUGCGGACUGGCCAGUGGAGGAGAAGCCUCAAGACGCUCCUGGGAGGUACAUUGUUCUGAAGCGCACGGCGGUGCAGCUAACCGCGAAGGUCGGAAGCCAGAAGUUCGCGACCUUGGAGCCAGGCUGCGACGUCAAGGUUGUGGAGGUGGUAGACAGCACGGAGGACAAGAGGAUCCGCGCGCGGGUUGAGGAGCCUGCGGGAUGGAUCUCCUUGCUCAACACCGAGAGCGGCCAUCGCUGGGCGGAGAGGGUCGAGGAAGAAGAGGCAGUCGGCCCGGCGGACCCUAAGGCGGAGCUGAGGGCCCUCCGCGCCUGGCCGAAGGACAACUACGCCUGGAAGGAGGUUCAGGACGUCGUCUGGAGGGACCACCCAGCGCUGGAAGAGGGCUGGAUCCGAGUGUGGUCGAGAAGCAAGGACUGCGAGUACUACGUGUACCUGUCGGAUGGCAGGUCAACCUUCAACAAGGCGGAGGCUCUGGCAUCAUGAAUGCGCCGCCAGGUGAGAAUCACCGGCACGAAAGAGUCCGCGGCGCAGAAAAUAUGCAUACAUUCGGACGUGCAAUAUUGUCACGCAUUCGGUGCCUUCUCUUUUGAGUGGCGUGAGUAUAGGUGAGCAGAAGCAGAAGCGAGUCUGGGCGGGAUUGAAUCUAACUUCGCGGCUGGACGUGAGUGGUCCUGAGUAUGCACGAGUCUUGCCGUGAGGGGGUCUGAGUAUGAAUUUGUUCUGGUGAAAGUGAGUCGGAGUUCGAAUGAGUCUCAGUUGGACCGAUCAUGCUAGAGUGUCUCAGUAUUUGUAGGUCAGGGUAUGCAUGCGGCUUAAAGUUAUUGCGCAGCUCUUCGAUUUCACGCGUUUCCCGCUCAUGUCAAGAGACCUUUCUGGACGGGUCUGUCGAUGUCAGGCGGCUCUGUGUGCACGCGGGCAGAUUGUCAAAAUGCACCCCGAAGCAACAGGAAUGGAGGCGGAGGUUUCAUGGAAUUGGCGGUCCACGCAAAAGCCCCGCGGACGAUGACAGUGGACCGAGCUUGGUUGCAGUUGGGCAAGGGACUUGCGAGCCAAUUCGACUUGUGCAAAGUGCUUGCAUUAUUCCCGUGUCGCCUACCGAACGGCACUGGAAGGGGUAAUCGAACCUCGGUGCCCCCCAUCCACGCAGGUCGGCGCGGCCUUGUCCAUGGUCUACGUGACAGGGCAGCCCGUCGUCUUCGUUGGCACGGGCCAGAAGUACACGCAUCUGAGAAAGAUGCAGGCCAAGGAGGCGCCGUGGGUUUCGGCGAUGCUGGAAUCCCGCUCGGCCCAUAGCAUCCCGCUUGCCAAGCUCAUUUGUUCCAACUUGUCCUUGAUGUUUACCCACCCCCCAGUUCGCCGGCAAGUGCACCAUCCUUUUUGUUUGUGGAUCUAGCCUGAACGUGUGGCUUUAUUUCGGUCGCCCAGGCCAGGCAGAAGGCUUGCGACUCACAAGUCAGUCAGGCCAAGACUGCAGCUCGGCUCCCAGCACCCGGAUUUGGGAUCUCUUCGCGAUGAAUCGAUUGCGACAUGUAGGUGGGGG